Molecule: messenger RNA, 1613 nt
Organism: Diabrotica virgifera virgifera (western corn rootworm)
Lineage: Eukaryota; Metazoa; Arthropoda; Insecta; Coleoptera; Chrysomelidae
Product: gastrula zinc finger protein XlCGF48.2-like
Exons: 4
Coding region: 2-1315 (437 amino acids)
Biological process (GO): regulation of transcription by RNA polymerase II
Cellular component (GO): nucleus
Molecular function (GO): RNA polymerase II cis-regulatory region sequence-specific DNA binding; DNA-binding transcription factor activity, RNA polymerase II-specific
Source: RefSeq, a predicted model, not a curated record
UAUGAAUUUCCCAUCAUUCGGAGGGCAUUUCGCAACAGCGCUGCCAACGAUUCAUCAAUUCGCGGCGAAAUUUUCGCAAGGCAACGCCACUACGCCACUGUGUCCACCGCCAGAAACUAACCAAAGAUAUACUGCCAAUGGAAUACCAUCCUUCACCCAACAUCACCAUGCUAAUCCGCAGCAGAUGCUGAGCACAGUAAAUUCUAGUAAGUUCCAGACCAACUACAUCAACCAGACAAUAUACACGCAAUCUUCCAGCAAUGGACAAGACAAACGGCAACAUUUUGAACCUCAGGAAUUGGCGCAGGAGCUGUGUGCGGUUAUGCUUCAGCAGGGUCAACAACAUCAGGAAAAACAAAAGGAAAAGCCUAAAUUGGAAACAAGAUCAUCACCUCCACAAAACCAGCAAAGAAUUGUCCAACAACCCCCGACGCAAAUCAGCCAACCUGAACAAAACCAAAACAAUCCUACUAUGCCUUCUGCUUGGCAAUCAUUGACCACGCCCAGCGCCACCGUUGCCAACUAUUUGUCCCAUCUGCCGUCGUCUACUUUACCGUUAAGCAUCCAUCAUUUUCUGAAGUAUUCUUCGGAAAACUUGAAGAAAGAAAACAUCCAGCAGCUUAAUAUUCCUAAUAAUACCGACAAUUUAAUUCAAAAUAAUUCGUUGAAUUUAAAUCUAAAUACAAGUUUUGGGUCUACCGUGAACAAUUUGGCGAUUAAUAGUUUGAACACGUUAAACACUUUGAACACUGGUCAGAUUCAGAAUGUUGCACAAACGAAGAAAAAGAAGAAGAAAGUUGAGAAGGAAAGGAAGCCCAGACCUAAACCAGGUGAAAUUCGUCUUACAACGGCUUUAGACGGCUCGACCCUCUACUGCUGCCCCGAGUGCCACAUGGCUUAUCCAGAAAAAGAACUACUAGAGCAGCAUUUGGUAGGCCACACUUUGGAAAGACGUUUCGUGUGUGACAUCUGCGGUGCCGGUCUAAAGAGGAAAGACCAUUUAACCAGACACAAGCAGUCUCACAACCCGGAGCGGCCAUACGUGUGUACGGUGUGCCUCAAGGCGUUCAAACGGAAGGAACAACUCACUCUCCAUUUUGUUAUUCAUUCGGGUGAAAAGAGGCACUUGUGUCCGGAGUGUGGGAAGGGAUUUUACAGGAAGGAUCAUUUGAGAAAGCAUACCAGGUCGCAUAUUGCUAGGAGAGUUAAAGCAGAACUGUCGCAACAAAGUACAACCUCUCAGGCACUACACCUACAAGUGCCUGCUCCUAUUGCUUCCAAUAAUAUGACGAUUUCGUCUUGUAUUCUUCCUUAAACACUUUACAAAUCAGUCGAAAAUUCUAGUACUAAAUGUGAUGAAAAAAGAAGAAGAAGGAAAACUACAAAAAAUUGGCGUGGUAAUUUUUGGCUGUGAUAUUUUUUAUUUGUAAAAGAUUAGCUAUCGACGUAGAUUUGAUCUACUUUAAAAUUUAAUAGGAUGUAGUUUAAGACUUUUGACAAGACAAAAUCAAAAUGAAAUUCAAAAUUUGGCUGUUAGAGUUUUUUAUAUAUGUAUUGAGUGUCAUUUAAUAUACUUGUAAUAUAAGUAUAUACAUACUACAAUAUUAUUAAAA